CACGGGAGACUUUAUAGAUAGAUCUGACACUCGUCACGCUCACAUCAUCACAUCACAAACAUCACGGUCACAGAAAAAAAAAAAAAAAAAGCAAAAGAGAAUCGAAAUCCCCAAAUCUGCGGAGAGAAUGGCGGAAUCUAGAGAUCCUAGCGAGAGGAGGAAAGGAGAAAGAGAUGAUCUCUCUGGUGACUACAACAAAGGUGUGGAGAAAGGUUCUGCUGCUGAUGAUAACAAAGAUCGCAAAGGGAAACGUGGUAUCUCAGGCAUCAAAGGUGUGGAGAAAGGUUCUGCUGCUGAUGAUAACAAAGCGGAGGAGAAAGCUGCUGAUGUUAUCCCUCAACCUGCUUCUCCUGAUUUUACUGGUAUCUCAACCACCGAAGAAGCUCUAUCUGCUCGUUUUGAUUCCGGCAAAGCUACAGCUGAUUCCCAGAAGGAGCCGGUGUCAUUUAACAGGAAGAUUCCUGCUUAUCUGCUGAAGAAUCCCCCGGCUGUAGACGUCAACGCCGGGUUUGAGUCCAGUGGCCGAGUUCAAGAUAGAUCCGCGUGGGCAGUAGAGGCAGUUUCUGGAAGAGUAGAGGAAGUUUCUGGAAGAGGAGAGGCAGUUUCUGGAAGAGGAGAGACCGUUUCUGGGAGAGUCCAAAGGGCGCGAGCCUUCUGGAUUAGAGCGUUCGCAGUUGCUCGUAAGCUUGCCGCUGAGUUUCCUCCUUCAAAGGAGAAGAAGAAGGCCCCUGAGAAAACUAAGCAGCAGAAGAACAAGUACAUUCCAUAUCUUCUUGGCUCCAGGAUGAUGACAUCGAUGGGAUAUGUGCCUGGCUCUGGCCUUGGCAGUCAGGGCCAAGGCAGGCUAGAGCCCCUACUGCCAGUUGUUUUGCCAAAAACCACAGGAUUGGAAGAGGCCAUCUCUGUGAUCAAACGGAGUGAAGAUGAGAAGAAGAAGAGGAAGAAGCAAGACUGAAGACCACACGUAUUCCUUGUACAUAGACUUUUUUGUUGUUUUUUUCAUUCUUUCAUUACUUUUUAGUCUUUGUUUUAGAAGACUUUAUUCUGUACGUUUACAGUUCUUAAAAUGAAAUCAAGAAACACAACAAUGAAUAAUAACACUCUUCGUUUAAUAAUAA
Raphanus sativus (radish) is the source of this 1118-nucleotide messenger RNA. RefSeq lists its product as uncharacterized. Lineage: Eukaryota; Viridiplantae; Streptophyta; Magnoliopsida; Brassicales; Brassicaceae. Gene Ontology annotation, molecular function: nucleic acid binding. The transcript has 5 exons. The record is from RefSeq and is a predicted model, not a curated record. Bases 128 to 955 code for a protein of 275 amino acids.